AUGAAGGAAAUCUACCAGAGUGUCCCAGACCGAGACUCGGCAGAAGAUUUGACCAACGAGUACUCAUCAUGGCGUGAUUUUCGACAUCAAUUUCGAGGGGGAUGGAGCCUUCAGUCAAAAAUCAUCUCUGCGAUCAAUGCAUUGUUCUUCCUCACAUCGUGCGGUGUUCUGCUCGUCUCUUGGAGAUGGCUCAAUGACCCGGUUCGACUAAUGAAGCGGGUGUCGCCUUACAGUCCUAUUCUUGACGAUCUUCCCAUCAUACUAGAAACGGUCGAAGUCAAAGGCACGCUGUUCAACGAUUAUUCACCUCCACGUAUUUGGCGUGGCCCACCUAGCGAAGUGGUCGACAAAGCCUGGGAUGACAUGGCACGUAUUGAGUACUUCGGGGUAAGUGGUGAUGCCCUCAGGAAGAUGGGCAAGGAUCCGAAAAUCUCUGUUUCUAUCCCGGAGGAGUGGGGCGUCGGAUCGGACAAGUAUCUUGUCGAGAUCGAUAUGCAACAUCAACUGCAUUGCCUCAACGCAGUGCGCAAGUAUGCUUACUUUGACUUCUACUACGGCAAUCAUUACAAGAACAUCUCGAUAGCACCAAGGAGACACCAAGCACACUUGGAGCAUUGCAUAGAUAUACUCCUACAAGCUCUCACUUGCAACCCGAGCUUGGACUUGAUCUCACAUAAUUGGAUGAAGACACAAGAAAACCCGUACCCGGAUUUCAACAUCAAGAGGCAGUGUGUGGCACACGAUCCUAUCCUGAAGUGGCAACACAAGAAUGGCAUCUCAGAGCAGAUUCUUAAAUACAAGAACCUUCCGAGACCAGAGGGGUUCCCGGAAGUAGAACCGGAGCCUUCUAUCUUGAUGAUCGGAGAAGAUCUGGGCCAUCACGAAUGA
Colletotrichum orchidophilum is the source of this 888-nucleotide messenger RNA. RefSeq lists its product as uncharacterized. Gene Ontology annotation, biological process: mycotoxin biosynthetic process. Bases 1 to 888 code for a protein of 295 amino acids. Lineage: Eukaryota; Fungi; Ascomycota; Sordariomycetes; Glomerellales; Glomerellaceae. The record is from RefSeq and is a predicted model, not a curated record. The transcript has 5 exons.